AUGUUCAGCUUCGCAGUCCUGUCCAUUUCUAGUAGGCUAUGCACCGGCUGGCUGUCAGACAAGAUUGGACAUCUGAACAUGCUCAUUGUUGCCACUGCUGUGUACGCCAUCACAACGUGGGCAUUCUGGCUAUCUGCUGCAAUGGGGAGCAACGUGGGACUCUACAUCUGUAUGAGCGUCUGCCACGGGCUGAGCAACGGCGUCUUCAACGUCGUUAUCAACUCGGCACAGAAGAUGCUGUUUGGCUCCGAGAUGUACUACCCCAAAAGUGGUAUGAUGACCAGUAUACGCGGAGUCGGUUUUGUCAUCAGCGCACCGAUAGCAGGCGCGUUGGUGUCGAGAGUCGCCGAUGUAGACUUGCAAGGCAGAGACUUUGUCAGGGUGAUUGUUUAUACCGGAUCCUUGUUGACGAUCUCGCUGUUCUGUCUCUUGAGCGUUCGAUGGUUGGAUGCGAAGAAGAACGGGUGGAAGCUGGUGCGUUAG
Molecule: messenger RNA, 483 nt
Organism: Alternaria arbusti
Lineage: Eukaryota; Fungi; Ascomycota; Dothideomycetes; Pleosporales; Pleosporaceae
Exons: 2
Coding region: 1-483 (160 amino acids)
Source: RefSeq, a predicted model, not a curated record